Molecule: messenger RNA, 459 nt
Organism: Salvia splendens (bonfire salvia)
Lineage: Eukaryota; Viridiplantae; Streptophyta; Magnoliopsida; Lamiales; Lamiaceae
Exons: 2
Coding region: 1-459 (152 amino acids)
Molecular function (GO): nucleic acid binding
Source: RefSeq, a predicted model, not a curated record
AUGGUGAACCCCACAAGGAAAGAUUGGAGCCGUCAAUUAGAGGAUGCGCUCUGGGCAUAUAGGACCGCCUUCAAGACGCCGAUCGGAAUGUCCCCUUACCGUCUGCUACAGGAGCUUGAAGAGCUUUGCCUUGACGCGUACGACUAUGCCAAGUGGUACAAAGAAAGGACAAAAAUGUGGCAUGACAAGAACCUCCGAAAGAAGGAGCUCAAGGUGGGACAGAAGGUGUUGCUUUUCCAAUCAAGACUCAAGUUGAUGCUUGGAAAGUUAAGGUCAAGGUGGAUAGGCCCCUAUACCAUCGUCGCCAUACGAGCAAAUGGAGCAAUCGAACUCCAAGGAAGCGACCCUGAUUCGUCUUCCUUUUUGGUGAAUGGGCAUAGAGUGAAGCCUUACAGAGAUGGAACUGAGGUGUGCGUGGUGGACGACGUUCCACUGCUCAUGCCCAACCCUCUCCAGUAA